Molecule: messenger RNA, 1290 nt
Organism: Suillus subalutaceus
Lineage: Eukaryota; Fungi; Basidiomycota; Agaricomycetes; Boletales; Suillaceae
Product: ribonuclease T2
Exons: 11
Coding region: 270-1070 (266 amino acids)
Biological process (GO): RNA catabolic process
Cellular component (GO): extracellular region
Molecular function (GO): ribonuclease T2 activity; RNA binding
Source: RefSeq, a predicted model, not a curated record
UUCUAAUCUCUGAAGUCGCGAAUGCCCAGAUGUGAGGCGUACCCCCAUCAGUCCGCCGUUCCCGCCGGUUCCUUCUAAUUUGCAAUGCAACGUUAUGUUUCUCAAAAUACGCCCCACGUUCGCUCAGGGAAUUCAUAUUAUACUCGUAUCCCACGUCCUUUUAAAACAUAGCAGGCUGACAUUGUACACCGGUCAAACCUUGCUCCCGAAGUUUCCCUUCGUGACAUAUAAAUAUUCAGACAGCUGCAGUUCUCUCCUCCUUGUACAAAAUGUCUGUCUCAUCACUUGUCCUGUCGUCCCUCCUCGGAGCGUCCUACAUUAACCCGAUGAACGUCUUCCAGAGCCCUGGUGGCUCAGGCUGUGGGAAUUCUGGUCCCGCAUCGUGCCAAAGUACGAACACGCCCGCCGCCGAUACCUGCUGUUAUGAAAGUCCUGGAGGCCUGAUCAUGCAGACACAAGUUUGGGACACAGAUGUCGCUGGUAGUCCCGAGGACAGUUGGACUAUUCAUGGUCUGUGGCCUGAUAACUGCGACGGCACUUACAUUGAGGACUGUGAUCCCUCUCGCGAUUACAAGAACAUUGCCGGGCUACUCGAAUCCCAGGGUGCAUCGUCCACAUUAGAGUUCAUGCAACAGUAUUGGCUUAACGAUGAUGGGUCUAAUGAAAGAUUCUGGGAGCAUGAGUGGGCUACACACGGCACAUGCUAUAGCACACUGAAUGUUGAUUGUCUUCCCAGCGACAGCCCUACGGGUGCCGAGGCCGUGGCAUUCUUUGAGACUGUGGUGAGGGUCUUCAAGACCCUCCCCACGUAUGACUGGCUCGCUCAGGCAGGUAUCACUCCGUCAUACAGCCAGACUUAUUCCCUUUCGGACUUGUUGUCGGCUCUCGAAGCUGGCUCUGGAGGAUACACUCCAACUUUGAGCUGCUCUCGAUCGCACAAACUCAGCUCGGUUAGCUGGUACUUCAAUCUCAAGGGCUCUGUCAUCGAUGGCGAUUUCGUCCCGAUAAACACCCCUGAGGAUACUAGUUGCCCCUCGAGUGGUAUUAAGUACCUUCCCAAAGAAGGAUGAUACCAUUCAAGGACGAGUUCACUAGUGAUAGAGAAGUAUGUUUCGAUGCCACCAAGCAAAAUCUAUAAUUGUACAUGGCUUCUUGAUCGUUCGAGCUUCCAUCCUGUUAGUACUGUCGUGAUACACUUAAGCUAGACUAUCUAGUGAUAACAUGCCUCCACCCCUCAACCAUCCGAGUUUGGAACUUGAGCUACUGGCUCAGACCUUCUUCGUUAAGCAG